Seminavis robusta is the source of this 3885-nucleotide messenger RNA. The record is from the annotation of a GenBank genome assembly. NCBI's taxonomy places the organism in Eukaryota, Bacillariophyta, Bacillariophyceae, Naviculales, Naviculaceae.
AUGACACGAAUAGAAGAGAGACAGAGACAAGACGACGAUGAAAGCGUCACGUCUCUCCAACCGGAGGAGAUCGUUCAGCUUCAGCAGCAAGACGCCGGAAUCGCGAGUGCUGCAAGCGGCCAUCACGUACAACAUGUAGACCCCGAGUACACAUUCUCAGUAGACUCGUUUCGAUUACUACAAGCCGAAGAGGCAGAGACCUCCUUGGGAGACUUUCCCGACUUCAUGGCGAUGGACUGUCAUUCGUCUGAUGCAACAGAAGAUGAGGAAGAUCAUUCCCAUUCGGAUGGGGAACAAGAGGGCUCUAUGGCCACUAGUGUUAGUGCUAGUUCGGCUUCCACUAGCCUGCAGCACCCAGUUGAGCCAAGGACAUCUCCAUCAAUAGCAAAGCCACAACCUGCUAUGCACGAUUUGAGUGUUACAUGGAGGGAAGAAAUGCAAGAGGAUGAACUCAAUGGCAGCCAAAUACGAAUAGUGGCGCUUCCUCGAGAUCAGUCCAACCCAGACCACGAUCACGGCGACCUAGAAAAUCCAUCCGACAUAACCAGCAACUCUUCAUCGGAGGAACCAAUAGAAGCGUUAUCGUCAAGCCAGCUAGAUAUUGUUUGUGAACUGGGGCACGAUGAAACAGACACGCCAGAAGACAAACCUAAGAAAUCGUGUCACGAUGACUUGAUUUCGUGCGAUACAUUUGACGACGACGACGACGACGAGUUGGAGGAAGACGAUAGCAUCCAUCUCAGUGACAGCUUUCAAGACGAAGAAUCCAUUCUCUCCGAUGCCGAAGCACAAGAGAGAAAGGUUCGCUGCUCGCUCUUGUUUGCGCUCGCCAGUUCCCUGGGGGUCGUUUUCUGUGCCAAAAUCAUUUCGUGGCUCUGUCGGAAAUUAUCGGGUGGCAGCGGCGCGGAAGAUGCCAUCCAACAAGAAGUUUUGGCCGAAGUGGUCGACGAAGCUCUCAUUGCAUCGCAAAACAGUCUCCUGCUGCAGCAAUCGAGCCAAAACUUGGCGGUCAAUACAGCCGUUGCAAGCGCCACACAGGGUCAAGUGGCGACACAGCAAAUGGCAGUCGCAGCAUCACAGUCCGCGUCGGGAUCGACGGCGGCAGGUGCAUCGUCGGCGGCAGCAACCGCCACGGCAGCAACGACAUCCGGGGCUGUUGCGCAAGCUGCAUCUUCAAUCGCAGGAGCUUCUCUUGGGGUGCAGGUUGGGGCAGCGGUGGGAGUCGCAGCAGUUGUCACCGUGGCAGGACUUGCGGCCGGUGCCAUCAUGCAGCCAAGUGGCAUGACUACUUUAGGGGAAACUUUGGUAGCAUUCAAUAUCACCGCAAACAACACCAAUUUCACUCUGGUCAAUUUGACGAACAUCAACAUCACGGUUGCUCCACCGGUGAUUGAUAACAUCACUGCUGCCCCGACUAAUUGGACCGAUCCCUUCGACAUUACAAGCAAUGCGACAAUUCUUAACAUCACAAACACAUCGGUGCCGUAUAUUCAUAAGUGCGAGGAUGCCGAAGGGGUUCCCGAACUCAAGGUGGGACUGGUAGACUUUGUCAUUGAAGGCCUGCCGUAUGAAUUUGCAGCACAGGAACAGUCUCAGCUGGAGGACCUGUUUGCUUUGGCAUACAAUGGGCUAUCUGGGAUGUGCUCGGGGGAGUACCAAAGGGUGCUACAAGAUGUGACUCUUUUGGAAGUCAACUAUGUUGCGGCUGGAUCGUUGGAUUUCACUUACACCAAAUGGCAAUGCACGAUAUCGUGUGUCGGGUGCUCGGACAACAAUCCCUUGUUUGGGACGCACAAUGAUAGCGUGGCGCCGGUUAUUUCCACAGCGAACAGCAAGCGGAUGCUUCAACAGAGUGUAUACACUUUGGGCCCCACCUUUUUCAAUGACUUUGUCGGGGCGUUCAUGUUUGAAAUUGAAGAAUCCUAUCCGUGGAUAGCGGACGAAGAUGGCACGUCCUUGCGAUUGUAUUCUGGCGCCGUACUCAAUCCAUUGAACUCUAACGACAUCGUGGUGGAGAUCGUCGCGGAUCCUCCGCCGGAAACCAUCAAUCGAGAACCGCUUCCGCUUCCAGUCACCUUGAGUCCCAGCGCAAAUCCAUCUACCGAGCCUUCCUCGGGACCAUCGGCUGGGCCUUCCUCGAGCCCCUCAAACCUUCCAUCAAACAAGCCUUCCGCGGGACCAUCGGCAUGGCCAUCCUCGAGCCCUUCUUUGAAUCCAUCAAUUGUGCCUUCCGCGGGACCGUCAGCAUGGCCAUCCUCUAAUCCUUCUUUGGCUCCGUCGUUGUCGCCGUCCCACCAGCCCGUGUCAUCAAUGCCACGAGCAACGACGGGUCCAUCAACGCUGGAGCCUUCGACAGUUGCGCCCAGUACAUCCACCCCAACAACAGGUGGACCAAGCACGGCUAUGCCUACAACAGGAUCUCCCACCCGAGUUCCAGAGGCUGCCAGUAUCAUGGCCGCUCCAACGACUGCCGAGCCCACGAUGCCACCCACGACACUCCCAACAAAGCAGCCAUCGCUGCCACCAACUGAACCCCCUACAAAAUUCCCAACAGUAGGUCCGACAACUCUAAACCCCACUGUAACAUCAGGCAGUCCUAGUGUUGCUCCGACAACAAGAAGCCCCACUACAUCUCCCACAAGGAGCCCCACCUUAUCACCAACAGAGUUGCCAACCAAUGCCCCAACUGACCCACCAACGGCUACUCCUACAAUUUCUCCGACCAACCCUCCAACCCAGCGACCAACAACUGCUCCCACACAGCCACCAACCCAAGAGCCCACAAAAACUCCAACAACCCCCCCAACAGCUCCACCCACAACCAAUAGUCCAACCGUGACAUCAGGGAAUCCUAGUGCUGCUCCAACCACAGCCAGCCCCACAACUAGGUCUCCAACAGUGCCACCAACUCGUAUACCCACUGGCCAGCCCACUGCUAGACCAACAAACAAACCAACGCCUGCACCUACUGCCCAGCCUACACACCAGCCAUCUUUGUCUCCAUCCGUCGUACCAUCAGCUAGUCCCACACCGAUUCCAACCACAGGAUCACCAACAGUAGCACCCACCUGUGGAUUCACUGCAGUGACUGCCACUUACUACGUGGGAUUCACCAGUGACGUAUCAGCACUAGGAGAAGGUUUUCUGAGUUCUAACUUUGCCAGGGCUUAUGACUUUGUAGCAGAUGCUACUUGCUCGGCUGUUGUAACCAAUGUUACAAUCCAAGAGAGGUUCACAGUGGGAAAUCAUCAAACUCUUCAAGUUUCUGUGACAACUGAUCAGACCAGUGCCAAUCCCUUUUUGGGGAAUGCCUUGGAAGAAAGAGAUUUUCUGACAGCCUUUUCAGGACUGACUGAUACUUCACCUGUGUAUAUCAGGGACUCAAGACCAACUGAGCAGCCAACAAAAUCACCUACAGAGCCUCCAACGGAAGCGCCCACUGAGCCCCCCACAAUCAGCCCCAGCACUAUUUCCCCUACCACUAGUCGUCCAACCACCAUCAGCCCCACCGUGACAACUGGAAUGCCCAGUAACACGCCAACAACAAGAAGCCCAACAAAACAUCCCAGCAGUCUUCCCACAAGUCAACCUAGUUCCGGUCCCUCAUCACAGCCAAGCACUCAUCCCAGUGACAGGCCAACAAGUAUUCCUUCACAUCAUCCUUCAUUGAGCCCAUCACAUCAGCCAACAAGCACCCCCACAGGAUUCCCAACAACAUUAGCAAGUUUCUGUGGGCACAUUACAGUAACUGCUCCGUACUACAUGGGAUUUGCCCAAGGUGAUCUUUCUACACUAAGUGACGCUGCCCUAGUGACCGCCUUCGAAACUUCCUAUGACUUUGUGUCUCAGAUACAACUCAUUUUCUGUCCAGUCCAGCAGACAUAG